AUUUAAAAAAAUAUGUUAUUUAUCUAACUUUUAUUUUUAAUAAAUGAUAAGAACUUUUAAAACAGAGAAUUGCUAAAUAUUACAUACAGAAGUGAAAAGUGUAGAAAUGAAAAGUGUAGAAAUUGAACGUAAAGCAAUAACCACCGGAAAGCUGCGUGAAAGGUGUUUGCGAUCACGGAACAAACGUAAGAGCAAACGAAAAAAGAAUAGCCGUAUUUCUAAACGGAUGUGGUCUAUACGAGACUCCACACCUAUUAGCCAAGGACACAAUUAUCCAAAGAGCAAUUAUUUGUCUCCAACGUUCACAUGGCCACGUCUAACCGACAGCGGUGCAUGUGCUGAGUUUCGUAUGGGGUAUGCUCAGAACAUAUGGAUCCGUACAUACAGACAUAUUCUGCAAUGGCACUGUAAACACCAGAGAAACUACUGGAGUCAAUAUGCUCAACAGCUAAAGGCAGAAAAUCAACACCUUAAACGCCAAAUUUUCUGCCCCACAUUCACAUACGGAUGUGGUAGCAAUGAUUAUCACGAAACGAAUUUAGAACACCACGGCAAGUGCGAUCCUUUUGGUGAUACUGACGAAGAAAAUGAAAAUGAGAUGCAUGCUGUAAAUAGGGACUAUAAUCAAAGGCAACUAAGCUUUGGAGCUGAGCGAUGCAUUGAGCCAGACUUCGAUGAAGAAUUUCUUGCAUUCAUGGAGGUGUCCGCUCGACAUCGGCUUGAGCAUCGGCGAUUAAAAAAUAUGAGUGCUUAAUGCCAGGAAUAUAUUCACUAUACUAUACAGUUAUGAUAACGUUCGCUAUCGCUUUUCUGACAUAGUUUUGUUUUUGCGCUAUCUUUACCCUCCAUUCUUUAAAUGGCCGUAUAACCAGUAAUUCAAAGCCAAUUUUGGUUCAGCA
This is a messenger RNA of Anopheles nili, 899 nucleotides long. RefSeq lists its product as uncharacterized. Lineage: Eukaryota; Metazoa; Arthropoda; Insecta; Diptera; Culicidae. The transcript has 2 exons. The coding region runs from base 107 to 754 and encodes 215 amino acids. The record is from RefSeq and is a predicted model, not a curated record.